UAGCCACUCGUUGCCAUUUACCUUGCUCGCUUCUCAGGUAGUUGGUUGGUGAGGCUGUGCCGCUGCAUUAAGCUUGCCAAGGGCGUGUCAUUCACCUGCAAGUCUGCCUCGAGUCUACGAUCAAGCUUGUAGCUCCCGUCGCGUUGUCACGCUUGUUUUCCAUCCAUGCUGCAGCUCUCUUCCCAUCAGCAGACGUCAGAACAACCAGCGCUAUCCCCUGGUCGAGCUUUGCGAACAACGUUCCGCUCGGCACUCAGCCCUCCACCUGGUCCCCGCCAACCUGAAGCUCCAAGGGAAAUCAGCCUUGACCGGUGCCUCGAACUCUCCCCCACUGCUGCGGUUGGUUUCAUCGGCCACUACGAAUUCCCCACGGUGCUCACCAGCCACCUCUUUCCUUUUGGUCGCGCGCUCCUUCCCGAACCCUACCCUCGGCCCAUUGGAAGGUUGUCAACUUCGCGUCGGACUAGCACUGCCUCUGGCAUCUACAGCUCGAAGGAAUCCACCGCGCACGAGGCAGAUCGCGAACUUUGGAUCUUCCUUCACUAAAUUUGGCAAUCUUUGGCUCAACUGCAACAAUCGCGCCUCUUCUGUGCCUCUCUGUACCGUGUCUCGUUAUCUUGACGAGGAGCAUCGCCUUUCCAGUUGCCGCAAAGCUCUCACUACUAGCCGCCAGGCGGCAACUA
Molecule: messenger RNA, 683 nt
Organism: Dothidotthia symphoricarpi CBS 119687
Lineage: Eukaryota; Fungi; Ascomycota; Dothideomycetes; Pleosporales; Dothidotthiaceae
Exons: 1
Coding region: 166-546 (126 amino acids)
Source: RefSeq, a predicted model, not a curated record